GAUUGGGGGCCUUGUUCCACUUGCGCACACGCCACACUAAUCCACACACAUGCGCCCUUUCUCACCCUCUCUCUUUUCACGACGGCCGCUCUCCAUCUAUCUUGGCUGGGGAUUUGCAUUGCGCAUGGGAGGUGCUGCCGUUCCGUGUAGAAGACGGGCUACUCUGUCGCCCAUAGCCCAUCUGGUCUGAACAGGCCCAUCCUGUCUGUCUGUCUCCCUGGCCCCAUGACGGCCACGCGGAGCCGGGCCACGCAGCUGUCAAGCCGCAACAUGCAGGUGCCGGUGCAUUCUGGUGCUGGCCGCCCGGCCUGGUUCUGGCCCUCGAUCAUUUUUUGACUUUCCUGCUGGCCAUCUCAUCGCCCUGCUCCGUACACCUCGCCCGUAGGACCAGGCUAACAGAUCCGGACUGCCUGACUGCCUGACUGCCUGCCUGCCUGCCUGCCUGCCUUACCUAAGACGUCCCAUACCCAAGCCCGUGGUCCAUGGUCCAUGGUCCAUGGCCCAUGUUCUAUGGCCCAUUUGCACGCUCGCAUACCCCGUACCUUAAAGCCAUACCCAUGCAUACCCAUGCCCAUCCACACCCAUACCUCGACUCGCCCUUUUCCACACUCCUCCCAUUCCCUCCCGAUAUAACGUCUCUUCUCAACUUCCACCUUGCAUCACCCACCAAUUUUCCCUUGUUCAUUUGUUUGCUCCUCGCGCCUUCAUCCCGGCACUGCUCGCAGCCCAUCAUCCACCAUCCACACUGCGGCUCUACCUGCCCGGUCUUCCUUACUCUUGUGCUCUUUAUUUCCUUGACCAUCCUAGCACCACCACCACCUUCUUCACACCAUAACCACCACCACCCUCUCUCUCUCUCUCUCUCUCUCUCUCUCUCGCCCCAGCUGGAAUACCUUCACUCUCUCACCCGGCCCACAUCCAUCUGCACGCUCCAAGGCCUUACCCAGCGUGUUCCAUCCACAUUGCCGCAGAUCGCAUUUCUGCCAAAUCAGCCAGCUCCGCGGUUUUGGUGUUCCUCCUGUCCGUCCGUAUGGACUUCGACCGCCACAUGUAACCCUCCCCCCCCCCCAAAUUUUUGGACUUGUGCUGUGUGAGUGAGCCGCCCUGGUCACCUCGCGGCGCCGGCAGGAAACGACAAGGUCGGCGCCUCGCUCCCACCAAAUCUCUCUUCCUGUGCCUCUCACCCUGCUUUGGACAACGGCGCCCUGGCCACACCCGUAAUCAUGGCCCCAAAAUCCCAACCACAUCCCGCGGGCACAGAAAGCCCUUCGCUUCCCACCGCUGCAACAUCGUCAAAGGAGGGCUCCGAGGCACCCACCUCCAGUAAGCAAUCCAGAAACGCCUCGCCCUCCUCAGCUUCUGGUGUGCCGCCCAAGAGAGCAGACUCUGAGACAGCGCCUGGUAAAGCCACAUCCACCUCUCAGCCCAUGACCAAAUCCUCUUCCUCCUCGUCAGGGUCGAACCCCCCGGACGCCAAGGACGCAGCCACUGGUCCAUCGCCAUACGGCACGCGCUCCCGCGGCAGGACUGGCCGGGCACGCCCUAAUUACGCAGAGGACAAGGACAUCGACUCGGACCUUUUCGAUGCAGCCCCCGAGCGGAAGGACGAUGGCGAUGCCAAAAGAUCCACAAGACAGGCAAACCCCUCGUCUGCCACGGCCCAGGACAACCUGCAGUCCGGAUCUUCAUCUUCGUCAUCAUCUUCGUCACGGAAGCCUCUGCCCUCCUCAGACGACGGGAAGCACGGUGGCUCCGCAGCGGCCGCCGCCACCACCCCCGUCACCACAACCACCACCACCUCAGCAGCCAACAAAGAAUCACAACAGCAGCAGCAGCAGAGUCAAGCUAGCGCAUCAGCAACACCUGCCCCUUCUGCAAACCCUGCAGCUUCUUCGCAGACAUCCAAGAAGCGCAAGGCCGGAAACCCAGGCAGCUCAUCAGCUCUGAACCAGCAGGCCGCCCCGGCGAGUUCAGGAUCGUCGGGGGCUGCUCACAGAAAGUCGCUUGGUGGUGGCGGCGGUGCUGGUGGCGCCAGCGGUUAUGCCGAGACAAACAUGAUGAGUUUCGAGGAGUGCCAAGGCAGGCCCAAGAACAAGACGCUCACAGCGGAUGAUGGGACCAUCCUGGCAGUAAAUGACCACGUCUACCUGAUCUGCGAGCCGCCUGGUGAGCCAUAUUACAUUGCGCGGAUCAUGGAGUUUUUGCACUCCAAGAAUGAUGCAACGCGCCCGGUGGACUCUGUCAGGGUCAAUUGGUUUUACCGACCAAAAGACAUUGGGCGCAAGGCCCAGGAUACGCGGAUGCUGUUUGCGACGAUGCACUCCGACAUUUGCCCUCUAAACUCGCUGCGCGGCAAGUGCACGGUGAGGCACAAGGCAGAGAUCCCCAAUGCGGAAGCGUACCGCAGGAGCCCAGACUGUUUCUGGUGGGACAAGAUGUACGACCGCUACAUCCAAAAGAACUACGACGCAAUCCCCACCUCGCAAAUCAUCAACGUGCCCGAGCGGGUCAAGAAGGUGCUGGACGAGCGCUGGAAAUACAUCCUGGUGGAACAGGGUCGUGGAAAGGAACUUACCAGCGCCGUGAAGUCAUGCAAGCGAUGCAGCGGCUACUGUGCAAGUGCUGAUUCGGUUGACUGCGGGUUCUGUAAGAACACCUACCACAUGCAAUGCGUCCGGCCGCCGUUGCAGAAGAAGCCCGCUCGCGGCUUUGGCUGGGCUUGCGGGCCCUGCAACCUGGCCCAGGAGAGGAAGCUUGAGGCUCUCAACGCACCCCAUCUCCAUCAUGACUCCGCCGGCCAUGUCAGCGCCGAGGACGAAGAACUGCUCGAGGAGGAGGAGGAGGAGGACCCUGUGCAGGCGAACACGAACCGCACAAGCCCCGACGUGGAGCACGACCACCCACCCCCAACUCAGGAGCAGAUCUACCAGGCUAGCCUCUGGCCAUUCAGGUAUCUCGGCAUGCACUGUAAGUUAGAAGAUGCUCUGGACUACGACGACCGCAUCUACCCCCGUGCCAGUUCCAGGCUGGGGCCUCGGCAUCAGGCCACUGUUGGAAACUGGCCAGGCCGGCCCGUGGAGUUCGUUAAGACCCUGGAGAUCAAAAAGACUGGUCGCAAGGAUGGCCGUCACUCCAAGGAGAUCCAGGCUCUGCUUGAGAAGGAGAAGCGGGAGCGUGAAACGCGGCCCAAAUGGGUGCAAGACGAACCAUUCUCCGGCUAUGUUCCACGUGGGCUCGAUGUCGACGAGGAUGACCCAAACUCGACAUCGACGUGUCUCUGGAAGCCUGCCGAGGACGUAGAUGGAGAGCCCGUCAAAGACGCUGACAACGACUUGAUCAUCUCCGAAGCUGGGAUCGACGACUACAUGGACAGGGCCAGAUCUAUGACGAAGGAACUCGGCCUGCCCGACCGGAGUACGAAUCUGGAGGAUAUUGCCAGAGAUCUUCUAUACAAGAAUAAUUACAACGCAGAGGAGGCACUCCGACAACUUGCCAAGACGGACAAAUCGCUCUUCAAAGAACCCGAUUUGACCGCGACGGAGCAGAAGAAAUUCGAGGAGGCUGUGGGAAGGUUCGGCUCUGAGCUCCAGAGCGUCAGAAGACACGUCAAAUCGGUGCCCCACAAGUGGAUCGUUCGCCAUUACUAUAAAUGGAAGAAGACGGCACAGGGCAAGAAAAUCUGGGGAAAUCACCCGCAGCGGAAGGGGAAGAAGGAGAUCAAGCGUGCGCAAGCAGAGGCCAGCAAGGCCGCGGACGAGGUAGCGGAUGACCACGAUGAUUCGGCUUUUGACACCGUCAAGGCAAAAGACCGGAAGAAGAACUUCAUGUGCAAGUUCUGCAACACCAGGACAUCACGACAGUGGCGGCGCGCUCCAAAUGUUUCAUCCGCCGUGGUCAUCGAAAAUGGUGGCAAGAACAAGGACAAAGGCACACCAUUCGUUGUGGCUCUUUGUCGGAGGUGUGCUGAGCUCUGGCGGCGCUAUGCCAUUCAGUGGGAGGAUCUGGACGAGGCGGCCAAGAAGCUCGCUGGAUCCGGCGCCCGAUCAUUGAAGAAGAAGAUCGACGAGGAGCUAUACAAGGAGCUGCAGGCAGCUGACGAGCGGAUGAGGGCAACCAAGUAUAGAUCACCCGAACCUUCAGUACCCCCACCAAACGCAGCGGCAGCCUCCGCGACCCAAACAACAGGACCCCAGGAGCCGCCUCGCAAGAAGCUCAAGUCCGAGCGAGACCCGGAGCCCGCGCUGCUGGAGACAGGAGGCAUGGGCAGUGCUGCCGUGACCAAGAAGAAGGAGAAGGAGAAGCCGAUUGAGAAGCCCGCCCCCCCGCCUCCGCCGCCGAUGCCCAAGCCCAAGACGAUGCCCUGCAGUAUCUGUCGCCAACUCGAGCCUCUGGGAGACCAGCACCUGUCAUGUAGGGAGUGUCGGAUGACGGUGCACCGCAACUGCUACGGCGUGAUUGACAACCGGCAAAACGGAAGAUGGAUCUGCGACAUGUGCUCAAACGACAAGAACCCGCAAAUCUCCCUGCAUUACAAGUGUGUGCUUUGCCCUGUCGAAAGAACCGAGCAUGACUUUGUGGAGCCUCCAAAGAUAUCUCACAAGAAGAAAUCCGAAAAGGAGCGCGAGCGCGAACGACUGGAGAAGGAGUCUGCUCAGAAGGCAGCCGAUUUCUACCGAAAACUCCAGGAGGAACUCGGCCGACCGGUAGACCCCAGGGAACCGCUGAAGAGGACAGCAGACAACAAUUGGGUCCACGUAACCUGCGCCGUCUUCACCCCCGAGGUGAAAUUCGCAAACGCCAAGGCCCUCGAGCCCAGCGAGGGCAUUCCCUCAAUUCCCCGGUCGCGUUAUCAAGAAGUGUGUAAAGUCUGCAAGCAGCAGGGCGGCGCUUGUGUACCAUGCCACAAUCCAACUUGUCGGACGACAUUCCAUGUAGAGUGUGCCUACCAACAGGGUUAUGCUGUCGGGUUCGAUAUCACUCCCGUCAAGGGGUCACGUCGGGACCAGCACAACAUUGUCAGCAUUGGCUCUGAAAGUGGGACUAUGACAGCGGCAAUCUGGUGUAAAGACCACGUGCCAAAGAGCGUCAUUCACCACAUCGAAGACGUGGUCGAUGAGUCCGGCUUGAAUGCGCUGCAGCUCUAUGUGCGGAACUUCAAGCAGGCUGAUCUGGCGCUGUCAGGCUGUGCUCGCAAGGCCAACCUCAUCCCGGCGGCUGCGAGGCCGGUCACUGCUGCAACGACCACGCCAAUCAACCGCAGGGCCUCCACCACCACGCUUGUGCCUGCAACGUCGCCAGUUCAGGUCAACGGGGCGUUCAAGGAGGAGGUGCCUUACAUCAUGCAGCCAGCUGGAAAGGUCUGUAUUACUUGCGGCACCGACGUCAGCCCCAAAUGGCAUUCGAUCGACGCGUCGCAGGGACUGCUCCUGGUUAAUGGCCAUAGUGGCAGCUUGGGCGAGGAGGCUCAAAAGUUUGUGGCACAGCGCAACUAUCAAUGUCACAAGUGCAAGAAGGCCAAUCGACGUGUCGAGCCUCAGCCAGUCGUCAAGCAGGAGGCAUCUCCCCCACCUGUCGAGGCCGUGAGGUCGCCUCCCCCUACAAUCCAGGCCACCGCGAGUCCACAAAACUUGAUGAGCGUCAGGAAUAUUGCGCCGCAACCAUGGGAUCGCCCUCCUCGCCAGACCUCGUCGGAUGCCCCGGCAACACAACCUCCCCCGAUAGCUGCAACGAGCCACGGGCCUGCUUUCGGCCCCCCUCCUGGGCCGCUUUCUGUGCAAGCCCCGGCUCCCAUUGCUGCCCCCAUCGCGGCACCCAUGGUGCAGGCUCCCCAACAACAUACACAGCCGCCGCCGCCGUUGGCGCAGCCAAUCGCUGCCCCGCCGCUGCAAUCUGCCUUGCCACCGCGAGGCCCUCCUUCACAUCAAUAUCCACCACCUCACACACCGCCGUAUGGUGAAUGGCGUCGACCAUCAUCGCAGCACGGGUCUCAUCCUCCUCCGCCGCCGCCGCCGUCCCAGCCACACCACAUGAACGGGGCGCAUACGCAAAUACCACCGAGCACGGUGCCACCGCUGGCCCCGCCUAAUCAUCUGCGACCGCCGCCACUGUCAGGCAUCCCCCCGCCCCCGCCACCUCUGCAGAACAGCCAUGCUCUUGGCCACCAUUACGGUCCCCAGCCGGCAGCUAACGGUAUGCCGCCGUCGCCGAGGGGCAUGGGAGGGCCACCGCCUCUGACGAAUGGGGGCCCCUACUUGCCUCAGCACCAUCAGCCCCACUCGGUCCAUCACCAGCCUCCUCCACCUCCUCAUCACCUUACAAAUGGCGGGCCUCCGCCGCGUGCAGCAGAACACCCGUUCACUCAUGGUCUCCAUCCCCAAAGAUCCCCAUUCUCAACGCCUCACGGCAGCCCUCCCGUCACGAGGGAUACCGUCAUGGCCGGCCGGGAGACAAGCAUGCCACCGCGGGCACCAGAUAACCGACAGCCCAGUGGAGCAUCCGCAAGUCCAUCAUUGCGAAAUCUGCUACACUAAGAGUCCAACGAUCCGAUUGAGUCAUGUCGAGGCUAUCUGGUAGGCUAGCCACCUUCAGGAGUGAACUCAUCGAGGCAACUCACCAACCGGUCGAAGCAAAAAAGAGAGAAAAAAUAGACAACACACCUGGAGCCACAAUCCUUCAGCAGCGAAUGAGAACUUGGCCUACGUCAGGCUUUUCACGUCUUAAUCACAACAAGCGCUGCUUAUUUUUGUCGUCUUGUAUGCCAGAAGAGGUUUCACAGGUCGCGUGUAGAAUUAUUGUAUCCCAAUGAGGGUAUUUUUAGAUACUGGUCAAGUUCGUCGGCCGAAGACGGAGAGGCUGGAAGCAGACGGAUUCGAAUGAAUGAAUCGGUCGUACUACCAGGAGGAAUGACGUCGAGAGGACCAAUGUAGGCAUUGCCUCAAGAUGGCAUAGAAAGGCGCCGUCAGGGCUUCAGGCCUGGACCGGCAACAAUUGAGAAAUACUUC
Diaporthe batatas is the source of this 7001-nucleotide messenger RNA. RefSeq names its product DNA-binding E3 ubiquitin-protein ligase SNT2. Gene Ontology annotation, cellular component: Lid2 complex. Bases 1224 to 6530 code for a protein of 1768 amino acids. Gene Ontology annotation, molecular function: chromatin binding; ubiquitin-protein transferase activity. Gene Ontology annotation, biological process: histone catabolic process. The transcript has 4 exons. The record is from RefSeq and is a predicted model, not a curated record. NCBI's taxonomy places the organism in Eukaryota, Fungi, Ascomycota, Sordariomycetes, Diaporthales, Diaporthaceae.